Cephus cinctus (wheat stem sawfly) is the source of this 2981-nucleotide messenger RNA. RefSeq lists its product as uncharacterized. The record is from RefSeq and is a predicted model, not a curated record. The coding region runs from base 478 to 1965 and encodes 495 amino acids. The transcript has 3 exons. NCBI's taxonomy places the organism in Eukaryota, Metazoa, Arthropoda, Insecta, Hymenoptera, Cephidae.
GAAAACAAUGAAGUCUUUAGCAAGGCAUAUGUACCACUGUAUACAAUGUUUGUUAUAAAGAGUGCAUAUGCAUGAUUCCGAUUUAACAUGUAUUCAUGUUAUUUUAUGGAGAACUACGUAUGAUUUAAUCAGAUGUUGCGGGUUUUAAAUCAUAGUCAUUCUGCAACGUUACUGAAGAUUUUACCUUUCUAAAGUUAUUCUAAGUACUAUUCGUGAUUACUUCGGACGAUCAUUGAUUCUGAGGGACAUUUGUUUUCUUGACAUUGUUUAUUCGCUUAUUCGUACAAAGGUACGAAAGUUUCGUCAACUUAGCGAGUCUGCACUGCAUUCCACGAAUGGUUGUGGAAGAGCGCGCGCGUUUCCAAAUGAAUUGAGUUUCUAGCAAGAGUGAUAUAUUCUUAAGUGACGAUAUUUUUUUCUAAGCACACAAUCUUAAUUGAUUGCAAGCAGGAGACCUUUCAAAUUCUCUUAGAUGUUAUGGAAAAGCGAUUUGCAGCGCUUUCUUUGCCAGAUACGGACUCUGAUCAUAAACUAACUAAAGCUGUUAGUUUUUCUGAAUUACCUAACACACGUAGGGUCCUGGUUGAACAGUUUUAUCAGUCUGGAAGCACCGAAGGACUUGUCAGACAGUACAGCUGUGAGCAGAUAUUGCAUAAAAAUUCAAACAUUAGGCAGGUGAAAGUCUCAGAGUUAGUAAGAUCGGGUGCCAGUGAGCACAGAAAAACAUGGGAAACAACUGUUCCGCUUUUUGGUAAUAUCAAAAAUAUUGGUUGGAUUACCGAUCGUGGUAAGAACAUAAAUGAAGUUACAGAAUCAAAUAUCACUUAUCAAAUGAAACAACCUGAACUCAUGGAAGUCGAAGAAAUAGCUAGCAAGAAAUUGCAGAACUCAUUUCCUAGAAGAAAACUGCGUCAAAGUAACUUGACCAAAUUUCACAAAAUCAACAAUUUACAAGAUGUCAAGAUGUCAAACACAAAACGUAUUGUAGAACCUUCAAGAUUACUCAGUAACAAUUUUGUGGCAAAUACACAGCAGGAACCAUCACAACUUUUGAAACCUGAAGCAAAUUCAAACGCGAUUGCAGAUGUGCAUUUAACCAAUUCAUCUAAAUACAACCAAAAAAAAGGGAGACUUCGGUCCCUCGUUCCAAAAAAUUCAGCAAAAACAAAUAAAAAAAAGAUACCGUGUAGCUUCCAUCAGAUUAUAUUUUUUCUGCUGCUACCCGUCGCCAUCACCCUCGCGACUGUGUUUCUAAACCAGGAGUCAUUAAUCGAUCAUUUCUGUAAACAUCGUUUCGAUUUUAAAAAUGCUGCAGUUGCUCUGCAAAGCCGACUUUAUGGUCAGCAGCAAGCUGUUGAAGAGCUGAUUGAUUAUUUUCAAAAGAAUUCCGACACGUUCAAACUCGUAGCAUUUGUCGGCGGUACAGGAGUAGGAAAAUCAUAUGCAGCAGAGAUCAUCAAGGAGACAUUUCCAAACCAGGACAAGAUCUUCGUCUAUUCCGCACCGUUGCAAAAUUGCCCUAAAGAAAUAAGUACUAUGUACUUUUUCUGUCACUGCAGCCUCAUUAUUCUGGAAAACUUGAGCACCGAAGACCUUAUCGACGCGGCCACUUUUUCAGCGUUGAUAAAAGAACACGCGAUAAACCAAUGUGUCACCAUACUGGCUCUUAUCAAUAUGCAGGACACUGAUAACGAACUCAAGAGAACUUUAGAUUUGCAGAAGAGCAUAUCACAAGUGGAUGCCGCUUUUUAUAAAGUAAAUCUGGAGCCAAAGAUCAUCGGUUUCGAAACGUUGAACGAAGAUGUCCUAGAAAAGUGUAUUUACCAGGUUGCCAAUGAGAGAAACAUAAGUCUGACACAGAGCGACGUGGAGUAUAUUAGACAGGGAUUAAUAAUAGCCAAUAGCGGAUGCAAAGGUGCCUAUGCCAAAGUACAACUAAUGAACAAGGAAGAAAUUGAAAAGUAGGAAUUAAAUUGUAAAUUCAAUUUUUCACAUUCUUUUCUUAUUUGUCCAGUCCCAUCGUAAUGUUCCACCAAUUUAUUUUCGUACAAUUUUUAAGUCCUUCGUAUCCCUAAAAUUUGUUUAAUCUUUAAGGAUAGACUUGCCACUCCUAUAGCUAGUCUCUUCAUGAUAAUUGCUCAAUUUAGCGAAAAACAUGCAUUUUAAACGAAUUGUUAAAUUAAUCAAAUGUUCUGAACUUCCGCGUUUGGCUCGUUACGUUGGUUACACAGUAUUGUGAUUAAGUAUAGUAGCUUUACUUAGGAAAUCAGAGUCGACGUCAUAUUUUAUACGAAAUUUUGUAUUUGUGAUUUAUAAUACUUAAAAAAAAUUAUUUCUUAAUUCUUACAAAUUCGUUUUAAUCAAUCAAGAAGCGAUGGACAUAUUUAAACAAUAAAAAUACUUAAUUAUACAUAAAAUGAUAUUUUUAUACCUUUCAUUUCUCUCAGCUGUAUAAUGCAAUCGUAUAGAAAUUUCUUCAAUAAUUCUACCAACCAUACGCAACGUGCUCGUAGACCAUUAAAGUCCCUAUAGCAGUGUAAUUGCAUUUCACUUUCCUGAUUAUGACUACUACCGGUCUCUGCGAUGCGAUAUUGCGUGUCGAACGUCGUAAGGUAUAAUGGUACCUAGGAUCACUCAUCGUUACGCAGUAUUACGCGUUAUGCGUUAUGCAAAACAUUAACUAAUCCGUAGCGUUAUACCGACGAACAAUGGAUGCCUUUCACCAAAUCUCUUGAUUCGUUAUACGACAAGCAUAAUGUUGAAUAUUUAAAUUUUAUAUAAAAACAAACAAAAUUAUUCGUUGCCUAACAUACGUUUUAAGAUAUCAAGCAUCACUGUCCACAAUACUUAUACUAAAUAUUAAUACAGAACUAAGCGUCAUCCUUCCUUUUCGUUCUGAAAGAACGAAAAUGCCCGAGGAAGAAAUUUCUUAAUAUUUGCUUCUUACGUGGCUUCGAGUGAUGUAACGUGUAACGCGUUAC